Messenger RNA from Corylus avellana, 1317 nucleotides. The record is from RefSeq and is a predicted model, not a curated record. Lineage: Eukaryota; Viridiplantae; Streptophyta; Magnoliopsida; Fagales; Betulaceae.
AUGGCUGGUCAUUCAUCUAGUGGUAUGGGUUCUAGUUCUGCUUCAUCUACUCCUACUCGUAGUGAUAGUACUAUGCCUUCCAUUGAUAAUGAUACUAUUGGAUGUGUUGGUGUUGGCACUCAAAACCCUAGUUUAGCUCUCCCACCAAAACCUAAAAAAUCUGAGCAAACAUCAAUGGUUUGGGAACAUUUUACCAAGGUAGAGGGGGGUGAUCCCGAGGAUCCUAAAUCACAAUGCAAUUAUUGCAAGAAAUUGUUUAGUUGUCACAGUAAAAGGUUAGGUACUUCAUCAAUGCUAACACAUUUGAAGAAUACUUGCAAAAAAUAUUCCAGUAAGUUUGAUAAGUCACAAUCAAAGUUAAGUUUUGAGGUUAAGAGGGAAGGCCAAAUGGCAAUGGGAGAAGGAACUGUUGGUAAUUUGGUGAUUACUAAAUACAAUGCUGGGAAAAUAAGGGAAGCAAUUGCGAAGAUGAUAAUUAAGGAUGAGUUGCCAUUUAGGUUUGUAGAAGGUGAAGGGUUUCGGGAUUUCAUGAAUAUAGUUGAGCCUAGGUUUUCAAUUCCUUCUCGUUAUACUGUGAUGAAGGAUUGUAUUAAGCUCUUCUUGUCUGAGAAGGAAAAGUUGAGGGCAAUGUUUAUGACAACUGGAGUUCGGGUUUGUCUUACCACUGAUACAUGGACUUCGGUUCAAAACCUUAAUUACAUGGUAAUCACCUCCCAUUUUAUUGAUAGUGAUUGGAACUUACACAAAAGAAUUAUAAACUUUUGUUUAAUUCCUAAUCACAAAGCUGAUACCAUUGGGGAGAAGAUUUUGUCGUGUAUGCUUGAGUGGGGUAUUCGUAACAUUUUCACUAUCACAGUUGACAAUGCUUCUACCAAUGAUGCUGCUUUGGAGUUUGUGAAGAGGAGAACUGGUAAUAAGGAGGGUGCCAUAUUAGAGAGUCGGUUUAUGCAUAUCAGGUGCUGUGCACACAUAUUAAAUCUUAUUGUGACUGAUGAUUUGAAAGAGGUAGAUGACUCCAUUGUGAGGGUUAGAAGUGCGGUGAAGUAUGUGAAGUCUUCACCUGCAAGAUUUGAAAAGUUUAAGGGUUGUAUUGAAAGAGAACAAAUUUCUUUCAAGGGUUUGUUGUGUCUUGAUGUUUCAACUAGAUGGAACUCUACAUUUUUGAUGUUGGAAGGUGCUGAAAAAUGUCAAUCUGCUUUUCAACUUAUGGAAGAGUUUGAUAAAAACUUUAAGAGUGCAUUGAAUGAGGAAAAGAAUGAGAAAGAGGGUUUGGGACCUCCUACAUGUGUUGAUUGGAAUCUGAUGAUUUUGUAUUGA